Molecule: messenger RNA, 960 nt
Organism: Sphenostylis stenocarpa
Lineage: Eukaryota; Viridiplantae; Streptophyta; Magnoliopsida; Fabales; Fabaceae
Source: the annotation of a GenBank genome assembly
AUGCAGGCGUUUCGACGAAUAAAAAAAAUGACCAUCUCCACGGCAAAGCAAUUCAAUUCUCUUCCAUCCGUUAUCGCCGCAGAUAAUCAUUUCGAUCCCUCCGGCGGAGUCCCGGCGACGAGACGGUGGUUGUCGAGCCGCAAGUUCCGCAGCGGCGAGGAAGAGUGGAACGAGGCAUGGGAAACAGCGUGGCUUCCGGAUGACUUAACGCCGAAGACGCGAGCUCCGUGGGAGAGCGACGUCAACUUCCCUUCCUCCUCCUCCUCCUCCAUCGCCACCGCCUCUGACGCCGUGGCCGAGGCCGACGAAGAGACGAAGGCGUUCGUGGCGGAGAUGAACGAGAAUUGGAACGAGCGGCGAAGAGGAUCGAAGGAGAAAGGAAAAAGGGAAGAGAACGGCGCGCUUUACAGCGUGGAGAAUAUGAAGAAGGAUUACCGGCUAAAAAAGCAGAGGAUGCACGCUGGAUUGUGGAUGAAGGAAAUAGAGAAGCUCGAGGAGGCAAAAUUGGCCGAUUCUGACGUUGCUGCUGGCGAUGACAUUCAGAGACUGCUUGAUAGUUGCUCCGACAUUUUUGACCCCGUCAAUAAUGAUCUCAACAUUGCGCAAGUUCAAACUGCGGAGUUCAAAAAUAUGCCUGAUGGAUGGGAAACGAUAUCAAAAAAUCAAGAAGGAAAUAUAUGGGAGAUGUCUCAGAGAGAAGAAGACAUGCUUCUCCAGGAAUUUGAACGACGUAUUGCCUAUAGCAAAUUUCAGAUUGCUAGUUUUAUCAAGACUCACAUAUUUAGUCGGCGGAGACCAAUUGAUGGAUGGAAAUAUAUGAUAGAGGUGGUGGGACCGAAUGCUAAGAGAGGGAAGGGUAGUGUUUCGAGAGUACCAAGUCUAUCUGAUCCCUCUACACAACCUUUCAAGGAGGAGAAAAAUUCAGUUGACAAGACUUACCUUCCUCUUCAGAGAAGGUAG